This is a messenger RNA of Halichondria panicea, 1146 nucleotides long. RefSeq names its product AP2-associated protein kinase 1-like. Gene Ontology annotation, molecular function: protein serine/threonine kinase activity; AP-2 adaptor complex binding. Lineage: Eukaryota; Metazoa; Porifera; Demospongiae; Suberitida; Halichondriidae. Gene Ontology annotation, cellular component: cytoplasm. The transcript is spliced from 4 exons. The record is from RefSeq and is a predicted model, not a curated record. Bases 306 to 842 code for a protein of 178 amino acids. Gene Ontology annotation, biological process: regulation of clathrin-dependent endocytosis; positive regulation of Notch signaling pathway.
CAAGGCUGAAAGGGGCGAAAUUCCUCUUUAUGGGUGGUCCCACUGUGUACACUGUAGCUAGUGGUUGACUUAUGUUUUUUGUAAUAAGGUUUGCAUUUUGUGAAUGUGGUCUGUCUGUGUAAGACUGUGGAAUGUGGGGAUGAGUGGAGAAUUUCCUUGAAUCACGUUUACUGAACCAUGUUAAGUGGUAGUCAUUUGAAAGCUCUCAAUGAACACUGAAUACCCAUAAUUAUCAUCACACCCUCACACAACACACACCUGCCCACACACAGGCACUGGGCGUACUACUGUUCAAGCUGUGCUUCAUGGAUACUCCAUUUGGUGACAACCCUCUAGCCAUAGUCAGUGCUCAGUACAGCAUUCCUGAAGACUCUCCCUACACACAAGACCUGCACAACUUGAUAGGCUACCUGUUGACCUCUGACCCCGAGCUUCGUCCCAGUAUCUGGCAAGUGUGUGAGGUGGUGUCCAGGAUCACAGGAACCACCAACCAUGUCACUAAUGUCUUUCGUUCCCCUUGUCCGCCAAAUACUCUCCCUUCUCCAAAAAAUGCUCGUCCUGUUGCUAAGAAACCAACCAACCAAUCAAAACCCUCCAUAACUGUCACCCUCCCAUUAACACUAUUGCUACAGCAGUUACCACGACAUCCAUUUCAACUCAGGGUCAAAUUCGUCAUGGCAACAACGAGUAUUGAACCUGAAGCCGUCCAAUCAGAAUGCAGGAUUCCAUUAGAGCGUAGACAGUGGACUGGAUGCUUUUGGUUAUGUCCCAUUCACUCCACAAAGAAUAGGAUCAGAGACCAACCUGACCACAGUGACUGGCAGUCCAUUUCCUACGGAUGACUUUGGUAGCACUCCAUUAAUUUUGACGGACGUUCCUCUACCCGCCCUCUUAUAAUACUGCUGACAAUGCAAGGCGAGAUUUGUUUGGAGCACCCCCCUUUGGAGAGGGUUCAAAGGUUACGGCAACAAUGACAACUGUAGAUCAAUUUAGAGCAGUUCCUUUUAGCUGAAUUUUAAUAUUUUAUUUUUCCGUCUGUUUAGUAUAAUUAUUUUUUAUAAGUGUUGUUUUGUGUGUAGUAGGAUCGAUCACAUGACUCGACUAUUGACUGUGUCGGUAUAAUUAUUAUAAAAUGAUGUAGUGCUU